UAUGGCGGCGCCCAUGACUACAGGUGGUUUUCCAUUGAAAAGUAAACAGACAGCAUUUGUUUUGGAUGGUGAACCAACUGAAGUAUUGUGUUGUCAUUAUGAAGACUACGAUUUCAUUCUUGCAACACAGCUGAAUAAGAUGGGAACUAUGGUGGAAGUCACACGAGAUUUAGUUCUACAGGAAAUGUCUACGUCCAGGCCCUCCUACUCAACCCGAGUUCUUCUGGGGGUGGAUGAGCCACUCACACACGUCAUCGCCAAGAAUCUGCUUUCAAAACUGGAUACAACUAAGAAGGUUCUUUUAUCCUUUUCCCUGAAAGAACACUCCCCAAAUGUAAUCCAGAGAUUAAGUGAAGUCAUCAAAACUGUCGUUGAAUGAUCUACGCAAAAGCUGACAAAAAGGGACAUAAUCCAAACUGUCCAACUGUGAAGAGAGAGAUGCCCAAUGAGCACUAUUCCCGGUAUCAGAUGAAAUGAGAUCUCAGUGUGUUUGGGUUGUCUUUCUUACUCUGUAUCAGUAGAAAGCACCACCAGUAGUAACUUUUUCCACAAGUUAAAGUAAUUGACUGGUUUUUACCAAAAUGAUGAUUAGGUGGUAUCAAAAUUAAAUCUCUGUUUACAAAUUUGAUAAAGAA
Molecule: messenger RNA, 635 nt
Organism: Saccostrea echinata
Lineage: Eukaryota; Metazoa; Mollusca; Bivalvia; Ostreida; Ostreidae
Product: proteasome assembly chaperone 3-like
Exons: 4
Coding region: 2-379 (125 amino acids)
Biological process (GO): proteasome assembly
Source: RefSeq, a predicted model, not a curated record